This is a messenger RNA of Pleurotus ostreatus (oyster mushroom), 930 nucleotides long. RefSeq lists its product as uncharacterized. NCBI's taxonomy places the organism in Eukaryota, Fungi, Basidiomycota, Agaricomycetes, Agaricales, Pleurotaceae. Gene Ontology annotation, cellular component: ribosome; mitochondrial large ribosomal subunit. Gene Ontology annotation, biological process: translation. Gene Ontology annotation, molecular function: structural constituent of ribosome. The record is from RefSeq and is a predicted model, not a curated record. The coding region runs from base 1 to 930 and encodes 309 amino acids. The transcript has 6 exons.
AUGCAUCUGAUACAAUGCGCUGUGCCGUACCUCAGAGCUACCGGCCCGACCUACUUUAGUCUUCCCGAGUACGCGGUCAUGAAGCAUGGGGUGGCCUUUAGGAAGUUCUCGAGGACGUCGUCGCAUCGGAUGUUGAUGCUUCGGAACUUGGUGACUUCACUUUUCGAGCAUGAGCAAAUCAAAACUACAUUGCCCAAGGCCAGAGACGCGGCCAGGUUGGCAGAAAAGAUCAUCACCAUGGGCAAAAAAGGUGACCUAGCGUCCCAGAAACGCGCCGCCUCUUUUCUCUUGAAACCCGAUUUGGUUCCUAAACUAUUUGGCGCGUUCGCCGAGCGCUACGCACUUCGUCCCGGUGGCUACACUCGAAUCCACAAGUUCGGCAACCGUCAGGGCGAUAACGCACCUCAGGCCGUCUUGGAGCUGGUGGAUAACCCUCGUGACCUUCGAUACGAACUCACGACUCGCGCCAUCGGGUGGGACAUUUUACGAGAGAAACUCAGACGACAGGCACCUGUCUCCUUGAUCAAUCAAGGUGCCAUUGGAACCCAGGAUAUUGUGCGAACAGAACGAAGUCUGGGUUUCGGUGAGAAGGGAACCCUACGACCGAUGACACGGUGGAAUCUCCAGAAAAUGUUGCGGUUCAGAGAUCAAGACGCAUUUCUGGACGUGAGCAGGAAGGCCUCAGACUAUGUCGACAGACUCAUGGCCACCCCAUUGGCCUUUAAGGAAAUUUACGAUAACACCCAGUCGAAGAAAUCAACGUCCAUGAAACCACGUUCACUUCGACCAAGGCCCGGUCAAGCCAUUCCAGGAGAAACUCGUAGUGUUCUUGACCUUUCCAAGGGUGCUCUUUCGCACCCUCGGCCACCACCAGUUGGAAGACUUCUUACGGCGCGUAGCAUGCUGACUCGACGAGUAAAGUCGGCAUAA